AUGGGUAAUUGUAUUCACCAGUCUCAACAUCAGCCAAGUGUCAAUUCCUCCUUAUCUUCAGUUGAUAAUUUAUCGAAUACAUUUCAUCGCAACAUUUUUGCGAAUCGUUUUUCAAAUCUUCGUGCAAUACCAACGUAUAACUUAGCGACCCUCAUCGAUGAAACACUUCUAAUUAUCCGAACAGUUGUUGAUACUGACCAAGAUCCUCCUCAUGCAAUGCUGGUUUUAUCACGAAUUGCCAAUCGAGAGGAUCGAUGGUUAGAAGUCGUCGUUGCCUUAGUUGAACGCGUACCAAUCAAUGAUCCGUUGGGUGCGACAGUGAUCGCUUUAUUACUUGACGAAUGUUUACUACCAUCAAAAGAGCUAUUGCAACAAUUAAUCAAACGACUUUGUUCAAAUAAUCAAACAAAAAUCAAAUCUCUUCAAACAAUUGUUGAUGAACAUAUCGAACAAGUAUCCGAACAACAGAAUAACAAUCGUACGAUCAGCUCGACAGUUGGAAAACACGUUGGACAUGUGACGAAUAUUAAUAAUGAUUCUAAUGAAUCAACUCCUGUGUUACAUUCGACGUCACAUGAGUUUAUCAACGAACAACAAUCUUCAGAGAAAGGAUCUAAAUUAUCAUUAAUGACGAGUCUUCGUCCGUCUAAAAGAUCUCUUUCAUCUUUGAAGCCCACCAAUUCAUCCGAUCUAUCAAGUCAACGGAAGUUUGACGAUAACUUACACCAAGAACGUAAUACAUUGGUCGUUCUCGGUUGUCUUGCUGAAAAACUCGUCGGACCAUCAAGUGCAGCGAUGUUGGAUACAGUUGCGUUAGAAUAUCUAAUAGAUCGAGUGCAUUUAGGCAUGUAUGCUUGUAAUUCAUUGAAAUCAUUCGACGUUGACGAUCUGGAUAUAUCAUCGAAAUAUUCAUCCGUGUUAAAAAUCGUCCUAUUUGCUCUGAUCGCUUUGGAAAAGUUUUCACACACAUCAGAAGCGAAGUUAAUGUUACUGGAAUCAUUAACGAUAAAAAAUGAACAACCUAAAAGAAAUGUUUUACAAUAUUAUGAAACAUGGGCACCAUCGAACAACUGUCUAAAACGACAAAUCGGAUUUUAUGCUCAAUGGUUACUUGAUAAUGUGUUCAUACUUGAUAAUCGUUCUCCGUCUUAUGAAAUCGUUGAUCAUCGAUAUAUCAAUGUUAUGCUUAAUGAUAAAGAUGUUAGUGAAUACUUAAAAAUUAGUCCUGACGGAUUGGAAGCUCGGAGUGAUACAGUUUCGUUUGAAAGUGUUCGAUGUACGUACCAUGUUAAUUCAAGUGUUUGGUAUUACGAAGUCUUGAUUAUCACGGACGGUGUUAUGCAGAUCGGUUGGGCAACAAAACAAUCGAGAUUUAUGAAUCACGAAGGUUAUGGAAUCGGUGAUGAUCAUUAUUCAAUCGCUUAUGAUGGCUGCCGAAAUUUGAUAUGGUUUGGAGCAAAAUCUAUUCCACAUGCGAAUCCCGCUUGGAAACCUGGAGAUAUCGUUGGAUGUUUAAUCGAUUUUGAUCGACGAGAAGUGAUAUUUUCAUUAAAUGGUCGUUGUCUUGAUCCAUUUCGUAAAUUAUUUUCUUCGUCAUCAUCGGCGCACUCGACCGAUGGUUAUUUUGCUGCGGCAAGUUUCAUGUCUUAUCAGCACUGUCGGUUCAAUUUCGGUUCGACACCAUUUCGUUAUCCUCCAACAACAGCGAAAUCAUUCAAAACAUUCAAUGAAUACGGUCGUCUAUCUGAUAAUGAUAAAUUAAUCCUACCGAGGUACAAAAAACUGCAGUUAUUGCGUGAAAUAAAAAUUAAUGAACAAGAUUGUAUGUUAUGUGCAGAUUUACAUGCAAAUAUUCUCCUAAAACCUUGUCAACAUACAGGAUUUUGUGAUCAAUGUGCAGACAAACUAGAUAACUGUCCUAUAUGUCGAUCGGAUAUUCGUGAACGUGUUAUUCUAACAGAGUAA
Molecule: messenger RNA, 1965 nt
Organism: Adineta ricciae
Lineage: Eukaryota; Metazoa; Rotifera; Eurotatoria; Adinetida; Adinetidae
Source: the annotation of a GenBank genome assembly